CGACUCCCAUGACCGAGUCUCCUCUUCGUCGAACGGCCUCCUUUACCGUCGUCUUUAUUUUUCUCGUCGUCAUCCUUUCUUUUGGCAUCGGUAACGAGCUUUCGGAAUAUGCUGGUCUUUUCCCUACCAAUUCAGAUAGAAAAUAUCAUCCAGAUUUCGCUCAAUACAUACACGUCCGUAAUGUUUCUGCAAAAGAACUGUCUCUAGACCAAACAGGUAGGCGCGCAAUCGUCAUCGGCGACAUUCAUGGCAUGGACCAGGCCUUCCACGCCCUCCUGGAGAAUGUCUCCUACGACUCCAAGGUUGACACUCUAAUUCAUACCGGAGACAUCUGCGCGAAAGGACCACACGACGGCUCCCUCUCCGUCUUAUCCUACAUGGCGUCUCACAACGUCACAGGCGUACGGGGGAACCAUGACCAGAUGGUCAUAGAAUGGCGGGCAUGGCUCGACUGGAUACAAGGCCUAGAGAAUGGAUACGGUGGGAGGUGGCUUCAGGAGGCGGAAGCCCAGUGGGAGAAAGACAAUGAGAAGCGGGAUGAAGAUGAAGAGAAGUGGACGAAGAAGCAGAAGAAACAUGCGAGAGGAAAGGAUCGCAAAUGGUGGGAGAGGAUCCCCGAUGGGUGGGCGAUGUUUUCAGACCACUACAACAUUGCGCGCGCGAUGUCGACAGCGGAUUAUAAGUACCUUCGCUCGCUCCCAUUGAUCCUCCACCUCCCUUCGGAGCACACCUUUAUCGUACACGCGGGCCUACUUCCCCAUGACCCUACGCAUUCGAUAACGGACCGCCGACAGCCGCUCUCUCAUCUCCCUUCGCUCAGUAAAACGAUCACCGACUCUUCACUCCUUGGUAUAGACUGGCCCGCGAAUGUGCGGAUGAGACCCACUGUACCUAUCUAUCGGCAGGCGCAGGAGAUCAACUUGAUACAAGAAAUUCCGCAGAACACGGACCCCUGGGUUCUUCUGAACAUGCGAAGCUUGCGGAGGGACAACAAAGUGACCAAGUCUAGCAAGACAGGUAAACCAUGGGCCGAUAUUUGGAAUGAGGUGAUGCCACAGUGCAAAGGGUUCAGGGAUGCCGCAACGCAAAGUCAGAACAGCAAAUUGCGGUGCUAUCCGUCAACGAUCAUCUACGGGCAUGCUGCCUCUAGGGGACUUGACGUUAACCGUUGGACUAUUGGCUUAGAUUCGGGUUGUGUAUAUGGUAGACGCUUGACGGCUAUGAUCUUAGAGGCUGCUCACAAGCACAAGUUGGACGUGGUCGCCCGGGCAGACGACGAAGACGAUGAAGACGACGAGACCGACGCGGCUAAGAAGACGCCGAAGGUGAUAGAUUUUGGUGACGACGGUGAAGCUCGGCUUGCCAGUGUACAAUGCAAGGAACAAUGAGAGUGCUGCACGGAGGACGGUGUAUAUCUUAUUUUACUUUCUCGUUGUUUCUAAUGAUAUGGGGUUCAGAAAGC
Molecule: messenger RNA, 1462 nt
Organism: Heterobasidion irregulare TC 32-1
Lineage: Eukaryota; Fungi; Basidiomycota; Agaricomycetes; Russulales; Bondarzewiaceae
Exons: 7
Coding region: 9-1388 (459 amino acids)
Biological process (GO): polyphosphate catabolic process
Cellular component (GO): cytoplasm
Molecular function (GO): endopolyphosphatase activity; phosphatase activity
Source: RefSeq, a predicted model, not a curated record